AUGGCAGUCCUUUCCACGCCAGAAGAUGUCGACAGCUGGAACUACUCAGUGUCGCCCAGCUUCCUGCUGCGCCAUCCAGGAGGCAGCAGUACCGUGCAUCUCUCUGCCAUGGAACCAAGACCACCCAUUCGUGAUGUCGCUGACUUCAAGGACUGGAGCUACAUUGCACAAGCAAGCGCUCACUACAAGAUCCUCCCUGCACUCAGGGACCCUCUCUUUGAGGAGCUGAAGCGCAUCAGACCUCUCUUCAAAGGAGAGACCACUUUUGUCAAGGGCCAUGUGGCGGUGAGCAUGGCCCAGCUGGUGCAGUGUCUACAAGCUGUAGGCUGCACCUCGGUGAGAGUGCAGGCCUUUGGUCUCAAGGCUCCCCUCAGCCUCCUGACCUCCAACUUGGAGCCUGCAGACCCCACUCAUCCUUCUCGCUCCCUCAACCAGUGGGACAUUGGCAUCAACAUCCCUGAUGCCGACAUCUUGCUGGUUGCCUCGACCAAACCAGUGGCAAAGUCCAAGCUGAUGAGCUACCCCAUGCUGACCCCCUUAGGCGAGGACUAUGGCUCAGUGCAGCUCAUUGUGCACUGGCACAAGCAGCAAGUGACGAUGAAGAUCUAUCCUCGUCUAGUGCACACCAUCAAAGCUGCCAUCAACAUUGGCAAGCACAAGGUUGAGACUGUGCGCAAUGUCAGGACCAGGCUUGGCCAGCUGAACACCCUUGUUGAGGUGUACAAGAAGGCUCAGCCUGCUGACCUGGGUGGUCUGCGCAUUGAGGCUACUGUGCAAGCACCGACCCUUGGUGAGGCUGUGGAGUGGACCAGAGCUAGCCCUUUGCUUGUGCUCAACACUUGGGUCAAGCCAAGCACCGAGAUCUUCCAAGCCUAUGGCAUACAGAUCAAGCGCAUCACAAAGUCUCAACUUGUUGAGAAUGCAAAGAUGAUGCUGGCCGCUGCCCAUGCUUGUGACCUGAGCCGAGGAAGAGAUGGCGGCAGUGUCAAUCAAGCUGACCAGCAAGCAGUCACUGAUGUGUCUGCAGCACUUGGCUGGAGUCCUGGGCAUGGCAAACCAACCUCGCACACCAAGCCCAAUCCUUGGUGGAUCCAGAAACAAGCUGGGAACCCAGAU
This is a messenger RNA of Ceraceosorus guamensis, 1116 nucleotides long. RefSeq lists its product as hypothetical. Lineage: Eukaryota; Fungi; Basidiomycota; Exobasidiomycetes; Ceraceosorales; Ceraceosoraceae. The transcript has a single exon. The annotation marks the transcript as partial. The record is from RefSeq and is a predicted model, not a curated record.